Lacerta agilis (Sand lizard) is the source of this 1188-nucleotide messenger RNA. RefSeq names its product G protein subunit beta 5 (gene GNB5). Lineage: Eukaryota; Metazoa; Chordata; Lepidosauria; Squamata; Lacertidae. Gene Ontology annotation, biological process: G protein-coupled dopamine receptor signaling pathway; G protein-coupled receptor signaling pathway. The coding region runs from base 52 to 1113 and encodes 353 amino acids. Gene Ontology annotation, molecular function: protein binding; signaling receptor complex adaptor activity. The transcript is spliced from 11 exons. The record is from RefSeq and is a predicted model, not a curated record. Gene Ontology annotation, cellular component: heterotrimeric G-protein complex; cytoplasm.
GCUCCUCCUCUCCCCGCCUCACUGUCUCUUUCCCCAUCUCCUCCUGCAAAGAUGGCAACCGAGGGGCUGAAGGAGAACGAGACCCUGGCGUCGCUGAAGAACGAGGCCGAGAGCCUCAAGGGCAAGCUGGAGGAGGAGAGGGCCAAGCUGCACGACGUGGAGCUUCAUCAGGUGGCAGAGCGUGUGGAAGCUUUGGGUCAGUUUGUGAUGAAGACAAGAAGGACGCUGAAAGGCCAUGGCAAUAAAGUCCUCUGCAUGGACUGGUGCAAAGAUAAAAGAAGAAUUGUCAGCUCUUCCCAGGAUGGGAAGGUGAUUGUUUGGGAUGCCUUCACUACCAAUAAGGAACAUGCGGUGACGAUGCCUUGCACCUGGGUGAUGGCAUGCGCUUACGCCCCUUCAGGAUGUGCCAUUGCUUGUGGGGGUUUGGACAACAAGUGUUCUGUGUAUCCACUGGCAUUUGAAAAAAAUGAGAAUAUGGCGGCCAAGAAGAAAUCAGUUGCCAUGCACACCAAUUACCUGUCGGCUUGCAGCUUCACGAAUUCGGAUAUGCAGAUCUUGACUGCUAGUGGAGAUGGCACCUGUGCUCUCUGGGACGUUGAAAGUGGGCAGCUUCUGCAGAGUUUUCACGGCCAUGGAGCGGAUGUCUUGUGCUUGGAUCUUGCUCCUUCAGAGACCGGGAACACAUUUGUGUCAGGGGGGUGUGAUAAAAAAGCCAUGGUUUGGGAUAUGAGGACUGGCCAAUGCAUUCAGUCAUUUGAAACCCACGAAUCGGAUAUCAAUAGCGUCAGGUACUACCCAAGUGGAGACGCCUUUGCCUCUGGCUCAGAUGAUGCCACAUGUCGUUUAUAUGACUUGCGGGCAGACAGAGAAGUGGCCAUUUAUUCCAAAGAGAGCAUCAUCUUUGGGGCAUCGAGUGUGGACUUUUCCCUUAGUGGCCGCUUACUAUUUGCUGGCUACAAUGACUACACCAUAAACGUGUGGGAUGUUCUGAAAGGGGCUCGUGUUUCUAUCCUGUUUGGCCAUGAGAAUCGAGUUAGCACUUUGAGGGUUUCGCCUGACGGGACAGCCUUCUGCUCAGGAUCCUGGGAUCACACUCUAAGAAUCUGGGCUUAACCCCCAGUGCUGUUGGCAGAUACGUGUUGAAAUUGUAAUGGGAUGGGGAGAAAAUGAACACCUCAGAUCGGAAAA